AUGACACAGAUGACUUCUCAAACAUGGUCGUCCAGAGGCACACGACAGCACCAGGAACAACCACAGCAAUCACAGAAAGAGCACACCGAAGACGAGGUUGAAGAUGAACCCUGCACCAAUAUCCAAGUCCGCCGGGCCAUUCGCACCAUGAACGCGGCCUUCGACUGGACCGGCCCGGAUGACCCUGACAACCCACGCAACUUCCCAUUGUCCAUCCGCCUCUUCAGCACCGUCGCCGUCACGGGCCUCGCAACCGUUGCCACGGUCGCUGGAUCCAUGUAUGCGCCGGCCCAAGACGACGUCGCAUCUAAAUUCAACUGUAGUCACGAAUUGGCCGUUGUCCCGCUGUCCAUGUACAACCUCGGCCUGGCAUUUGGCCCGCUAGUCGGCGCUCCGUUGUCUGAGACGUACGGCCGGAAGGCGGUGUUUCUCGUGACCGGUCCCAUCUUUGCUGCCUUCAUGGUCGGAUCAGGAUUCAGCACGUCCUUGACCAGUCUCAUCGCUUGCCGCUUCUUUGCAGGCAUGUUCUCCUCGUCGCUCAUUAACAAUGCACCGGCCACUAUUCUAGACUCCGCAUCUGGAAAGCUACGAGGCGUAAGUCUGAGUGUAUACUACACCAUGCCGUCCUUUGGAGCUGCAUUGGGUCCGUUUGUGGGCGGGUUUAUCGUCCAGGAUGGCGGGUGGCAAUGGACGCAGUGGACAGCUGUGUUCAUGGUUGUUGGCUUUUAUAUCCCCGUGUGUUUUACGCCAGAGACGUACAAGAGGGUGAUUUUGAGAAGACGUGCGAUCCGCCUUGGGCUGGAUACCUCUUCGCAGAGGACGUCGCCUGGUCGAGCCUUCCGGUACUUUGCCACGGUGCUGAUCCAGCGGCCGCUGCAUAUGCUGUUCACGGAACCCAUUGUAACGCUGAUUAGUCUGUACAACGGCUUCCUGUACGGAUUGCUGUACACAUUCGUUAUUGCUGUGCCUUGGAUCUUCCGAGAGUACUACGGGUUCGACAAAACGGGUGAAUCACUGUCGUACUUGGGUUUGAUGGUUGGCACGCUCGUUGCUUCGGCGCCCCUGGUUCUCAUUGAUCUGAAAUACUACCAGAAGCGCUUGGCUCAAUGGCGAGAGAGCCAUCCUCCGGACGACGACGGCGUGGAGGAACCCUUGCCUUCGGAGCACCGGCUCACCGGCGCAAUGAUUGGCAGUCUCCUCUUACCGACCGGCUUGUUCAUAUCAGCGUGGACGGCUCAGUACAAGGUCCAUUGGAUAGUGCCCAUCGUCUUCCAGAGCUGUGUGAUGCUGAGCUCCCUGCUGAUUUAUGCCAGCGCCACCAUGUUUAUGCUCGAUGCCUACGGCCCCAUGUACGCGGCGUCGGCUUCCGGUGCCAUGAUGAUGAGUCGAUAUCUUCUCAGUACUGCAUUCCCAUUGUUUGCUUUGCAAAUGUACAAGGUCCUCGGCGUGGGGUGGGCAACAAGCUUGCUGGGGUUUGUCACGGUAGCUAUGGCUCCAAUUCCGUGGUGUUUCUGGGUGUUUGGUGAGCGAAUUAGAAGACGCAGCAAAUAUGAGACGAGCAUAUAG
Messenger RNA from Metarhizium acridum CQMa 102, 1566 nucleotides. RefSeq lists its product as uncharacterized. NCBI's taxonomy places the organism in Eukaryota, Fungi, Ascomycota, Sordariomycetes, Hypocreales, Clavicipitaceae. The record is from RefSeq and is a predicted model, not a curated record. Gene Ontology annotation, molecular function: spermidine transmembrane transporter activity; spermine transmembrane transporter activity. Gene Ontology annotation, biological process: spermidine transport; spermine transport; transmembrane transport. Gene Ontology annotation, cellular component: plasma membrane.